AUGGACGGCGAUGUGGUGGCCCAGUUUACUGAGAUCACCGGCUCGAGCCCUCAGCUGGCGACUCAGUAUCUGCAACUAACCGAUUUCAACAUUGAGCAGGCCAUGCAGCUUUAUUUCGAAAAUGGCGGUGCGCCCUUGACUGAAGAACCGCUACCAUCAACUUCUGCCCCUCAUGCUGCCCCUCACGCUGCCGGGCGCGAACAUGAGUCUGGGAUUGUGAAUGUCGAUUCGGAUGACGAUGUUACGGUGGACGAAGCCCGGUCGGCACCUCCGAAUCAACUUCCACAUGCUUCUACAUUUGAUGAUGAUGCUGCUAUGGCCCGUCGGCUCCAAGAGGAAAUGUAUGGUGGGGAAGAUAAUUCCGAUGGGGUGCGUGCUCCAAUGGCCCGAACGACGGAAACACUUGUAGGCCCGGAGGCAGAGAUGGAUGACGGCGACAUGCACGCCAGUAUAUUGGGUCAACUACGUGCUAGCCAACGAGGCAAUCGGCCCGGUAUCUUCAACCAGAGAGACAGCGCGUCGAUCUGGACAGGAGACGAUGAUGAAGACGAAAGGACCCGUCGUGAAAGACUCUCGGCGGCAACGGGCGGGGCCUCCGACUCGUCAAACAAGUCGAAUAUGCUCGCUGAGAUGUAUCGUCCGCCAUUCGAGAUCAUGUCUAGGCUCCCAUGGGAUCUGGCCCGGCAAGAAGGACGCGACACCGAGAAGUGGCUCUUGGUCAAUAUUCAGGAUUCGUCCGUCUUUGACUGUCAGGUGCUGAAUAGAGAUCUUUGGAAAGACGCCGGGGUCAGGGACACGGUCAAAGAACAUUUCAUAUUCCUGCAAUUCUCCAAAGACGACCCCCGGGCUUCUCCCUACUUGCAAUACUAUUUCCAGGGUAGCGACGUGUCCGACAACUACCCUAACAUUGCCAUUGUGGAUCCUCGGACCGGAGAACAGAUGAAGGUCUGGUCGGGGCCGCCCGUUAUCAAGGCGGCGGACUUUCUGAUGCAGCUUCACGAAUUCCUUGACCGAUACAGCCUCAAGCACAAUGUUCGAAAUCCCGUGGCCAGGCGCAAGCCCGAGCAAAAAGAAAAGAGCAUCGACGCGAUGACCGAGGAGGAGAUGUUGGAGAUGGCUAUGAGAAACAGUCUCGGAACAGACGCAACUCAGGCCCCUAAGAUGGAGGAUCCAGACGAUCUGACUCGCAGUACCGAGGAUGUCAAGGGCAAGGGCCGAGUUGCCGAUGCGGAGGAUAUCGAUAUGGACGACCAAGGUGAAUCUGCCGCUGCCGCAGCUUCUCCGUUCUUAUCCAUCCCCGACAAUCGGCCGCACACCGAACCUCCUGCAGACCCUGCCACGACAACGCGCAUUCAGUUCCGCCAUCCGUCUGGGAGGGUCAUUCGGCGCUUUUUGUUGUCUGAUCCCGUUCAGCGGAUAUACGAAUGUCUCAAGGCUGAGCCGCCGUUGCCAGAGAAAGCAGGCGUGGAGUUCGAGCUCAACUCUUUGGGCCGCAACUUGAUCGAUUCCCUCGGUAUGACUGUGGAAGAGGCCGGUUUGAAGAAUGGAACCGUGAUGAUUGGAUAUAUGGAGGAGUAA
Messenger RNA from Aspergillus affinis, 1578 nucleotides. RefSeq names its product DNA-protein crosslink repair co-factor UBX5. Gene Ontology annotation, molecular function: ubiquitin binding. The coding region runs from base 1 to 1578 and encodes 525 amino acids. The transcript is spliced from 2 exons. The record is from RefSeq and is a predicted model, not a curated record. Gene Ontology annotation, cellular component: nucleus. Lineage: Eukaryota; Fungi; Ascomycota; Eurotiomycetes; Eurotiales; Aspergillaceae. Gene Ontology annotation, biological process: proteasome-mediated ubiquitin-dependent protein catabolic process.